Lottia gigantea (owl limpet) is the source of this 2713-nucleotide messenger RNA. RefSeq lists its product as hypothetical. Bases 1 to 1767 code for a protein of 588 amino acids. The transcript is spliced from 17 exons. Gene Ontology annotation, biological process: maintenance of mitotic sister chromatid cohesion; mitotic sister chromatid cohesion. NCBI's taxonomy places the organism in Eukaryota, Metazoa, Mollusca, Gastropoda, Lottiidae. Gene Ontology annotation, cellular component: SMC loading complex; chromatin. Gene Ontology annotation, molecular function: double-stranded DNA binding; protein binding. The record is from RefSeq and is a predicted model, not a curated record.
AUGGCGUCAACAUCAAAUGAUAGUUCUUGGUACACAUCUCUUUUAGGAUUAUCGGAAUAUUUCAGAACUUCUAAUCCUCCAAAUAUCCGCCUGUGCAUUCACUGUCUACAGACAAUUCUUGGUUUUCCACCUUCAUCCGAGAUUGAAGCGCGCACGCACCUCCAAUUAGGGAAUAUCCUGUUAGCACACACAAAAAACAUUGACACAUCUCAAAAUCAUUUGGAAAAGGCGACACAUCUAGAUGAUGUACGGUUUGAAUCAGCGAGUGUUUUAACUCAACUGUAUGAGAAACAGAACCAAACCAGUAAGGCAAAACCAUUAUUAUUAAGAGCUAUUGAACUGUCACAACAGGCACCCUAUUGGCACUGUCGACUUUUAUUUCAAUUAGCACAAAUUCAUACAAAAGAACAUGAUUUUUCAUCUGCAUCUAAUUUAUUGGCCAUUGGCACAGAUUUUGCUGUUGUUUCUCGGUCAGAAUAUACACGACUACUGUUUGUCCUUAGUAGAGCCAUGGUGUUGUUAAUAGAUAAACAGAUGGGUGAAGUUCACAAGGUUUUAAUGGAAGCCAAUCAGUUGUUGGAAACUUAUCAUGGUCCCCAUUUACAGAAAGAGUCAUUGCGUGUGUUUUUUCUUGUGUUACAAGUUUAUCACUGUUUGACUGCCGGUCAGGUUAAAACAGUAAAACCAUAUUUAAAACAAUUACAACAGAGUAUACAAACUAUUACACAAAUACAGUCAGAAGAUGAGCCAUUAUCAAAUAAUCCAGUAGAUUUAUUUCAAUGGUUACCCAAAGAACAUAUGUGUGUUUUAGUUUAUCUUGUAACAGUAAUGCAUUCAAUGCAGGCAGGUUAUAUGGAUAAAGCACAGAAGUAUACCGAUAAAGCGCUAAUGCAAAUUGAAAAAUUAAAAAUGUUAGAAAAUCAUCCCCUACUCUCAUCCUUCCAAUUAAUGUUAAUAGAACAUAUCGUUAUGUGUCGUUUAAUCAUGGGUAAUAAAUCGUCUGCCAUACAAGAAAUAUUUCAAGCUUGUCAUGUUUGUCAACAACAACCACGUCUUUUUACUACUCAUGGUGCACAAAUUCAUACUUUACUGGGGUUAUAUGCUAUGUCUAUGAAUUGUAUGGAAGCUGCUGAAUCCCAGUUUAAAACUGCAUACAAGUCAUCUUCAUCUACAGAUUUACGUUUAUUUGUUAAUUUAAAUUUAGCUAUUGUGUAUAUAAGAGCAAAUAGACAUACUGACUUAGCUACUUUAUUAGAAUCAAUCAAUCCAGAAACAGUUCCUCAACACUCACAUAGUUUAAAGGCAGCAGCAUAUUAUGUACAGGGUUUACAAGGUUUUUUCCAAUCUAGAUUUACAGAAGCAAAACGCUACCUCAGAGAAACUUUAAAAAUGGCGAAUGCUGAAGAUUUAAAUCGUUUAACGUCCUGCUCUUUAGUGCUAUUAGGUCAUAUAUUUUUAUCAAUGGGCAAUCACAGAGAAGCAAUGAAUAUGGUGACACCAGCAAUGCAAUUAGCAGGAAAAAUACCAGACGUACAUGUGCAAUUAUGGGCUUCUUCUUUAUUAAAAGAUUUAUACAGAUUAUGUGGUGAUAAUGUAAAUGCAGAAGAAGGCUAUAUGAUGCAUACAAAUUUUUCCCAAUCAUUAUUAAAAGAUCAUUUCCAAUCAUCACAGUUAUCUGAGCAUGGUUUGAUACAGUGGACUGAUGGUGAAUGUCCGUUUCAUUUAAGUAGUAGUGAAUACCAAAAUUCCUACCUGCAUCUCUUUUAAUACUGUAUUUUUUUUUUUCUACAAUUCUUCCCAGUUCAUGGUUUUAUAGAUUAUGUUACCUUUUAAGCACUAAUUCUUUAGAGUUCAUUUGAACAUUUUUAAGUAAAAUUGUUUUUUGGUUUUAUAUUUAAACUUUCAUUGAUAGUACUGAUCCAUAGUAGUUUGGUAGUUAACAUAGAUAUAUUCAGACCUCAUGUUGGACUGUUUUUGGAAAAGAAACUUUAGUUAUGAAUUCCAUAUUGAUUUAUAAUGUUUAAAUUUAGUAAACCAUAAAUUUUUUCAUCAGUUGGUAUUUUCAUCAAUACAAAAACAAUUGAACAUGAUAAUAAUUUUAUCAAUUGAUACAAAAAUGAUGAAAAAAGCUAUUCAAAAAUUAUUGACAAAAUCAAAUUCAAAAACAAUGUGGAUUGAUGUGUUUCAAAAUCAUAAUUACAUUUCAUGAAUUGAUAAUUAUUUCAUAGGAUUAAGGUUGAAGUAUGAUAUUUUAUAACAAAAAUAUUUACUAAUAGAAUUUGAGAAAAGAGUAAAACAUACUCUCAAGUUAAAAUUAUACAUUUUUCCUUGCUGAAGUAGGAUACAAAUGUUGUCAAUAUAAGGUGUGAUAAUUUUUGACAAGGUGGAAACAUAGAAUAUAAUUAUUUGUCAGAUUACUCCCAUUUUUAAUUGAACUGUAAUGUUAAGUCAUGUUUAUGUGAUAAAAUCAUCUUUGUUCAUGAUUACUUGAUCAUGUUUUAAAAUCAAUUCAUAAUAAACAUUUGUAAAUAAAUCAUUCUUACAGAGCAUUGUAAAUAAUCAUUUUUACCAAAUCAUAGAUCUUUGUAUAUAUUCAUUAUUUGUGUAUAAGUUUAUAGCCUGUAAAGAAAUACCACCCUUUUACAGUAGAUAAAUGUUUUGUAUAAAUUCAUUUCUCUUGUAUUUUACUGUCUUACUGUUUAUAAAAGAGAAC